Helianthus annuus (common sunflower) is the source of this 1488-nucleotide messenger RNA. RefSeq lists its product as uncharacterized. The record is from RefSeq and is a predicted model, not a curated record. The transcript has 4 exons. Lineage: Eukaryota; Viridiplantae; Streptophyta; Magnoliopsida; Asterales; Asteraceae. Bases 99 to 1319 code for a protein of 406 amino acids.
UUUUAUAAUAUUGGUGUUUCAUUUGUUGCAACACAUCGAAGAAAAGUUUUCUCGCAUAGCAGCUUUUAGAGGAUUCUGCAAUUAAACUUUCAAAUAAGAUGGGAAGCAAAGCGGCUCACUUGAAAGUAUUCGUCGACAAGAAGAAGAAAAAAGUGAUGUUUGCAGAAGCAGAAGAAGACUUUGUUGAGAUCCUUUUCAGUUUUCUCACUUUGCCUCUUGGAACAAUUGCAAGACUCUCAAGCAAGCAUGAAGGCACAAAGGAUGUAAAAGUUGGAAGCUUGGAUUCUCUUUAUAGAAGUAUUGAGAAUCUAGAUAAUAAGCAUUUCUCCAACGAGCAUUGCAAGAUUGCGCUCGUUAGUCCAAACAGUUCUUCGAGUUCUCUUUGCCAGAAGCUGAAAGUAAAUUUGAACAACAUGAAGCCAGUUGAGGCGCGUGUCAGUGAUAGUCCUGGCGAAGUGGUGUUUUUCAAGGAAAAAACAUCUUUCAUCAUCACUGAUGAUCUCAAUGUAAUACCCGUCAAGCUCGACACAAGCAUCACACUCCUUAAUUUUCUUGGUAUCGAAUACAUUGAUUUGCUAGAAGAGAAAAACUUCGAUUUUGAUUAUGAUAAGUUUUCAUGUCUACUCAAGUGGUCAUUGGUGACAAAUACUCCUUUAACAAAUUUUGUUUUUGAGGGAACUAAACCAUGCUCUUGCUUCUGCUCAUGCCCAUCUUGCAUCAAAACUUCUUCAACAAGUGAUAUACCUUUGAUUUCAAGUUGCCCUACUCAACGUCAGACGGUGAAGUUAUUGAUCCAGAAAUCAAAGAAGAAGGUAUUAUGUGCACAAGCUGAAAACUUUUUUGUGGAAAUGCUCUUCAGCUUCCUAACAAUCCCGUUAGGGAACGUAAAGCGUUUAAUAACGGAUAAUUCGUCUCCAACGGGCAUAGAUAAUAUGUAUAAUAGUGUUUCAAGUUUGGGAGAUAGAAAAUGCCUGAAAUCUGAUGAAAUCAAGAACAUGUUACUUUGCCCAAAGCUUGCGUCUAACUAUCUUCGUGUGACUGAUCUUCUUCCGAUUUACGAGAAAACUAUAAAUCAAGGUAAUUUCCUUAAGGCACAAGCUAACUUCAUAGUUUCAGAUGACCUUGAAGUAAUCGUCUCGCCAUCACUAUCCACAAUUACAAAGUUUAACACACUUGGCAUUCCUGUGGGUGAUAUUGAGGUUAUGGAAGUGUGCAUUGGUGAACAAGAGGCACUUCUAAUUCUCAAGGCUGCUCUCACCUCAACAUCAGCUUUAACUGAUUGCCUCUACUCAUUUAAGAAUGCAAAAUCAUUGAUUUAAAAGCAAAAUUUGGUUUAUUGAUGGGCAUGGUUAUAAGUUGUGAUCCAUCAAUUGUAUGUACAUGAGUGCGUGAUAUACUUAACUGUUUGCUAUGGAAUAAUGGUUGUAAAUCCUUUUCAAUCAUCAUUGUAGUAUUGUUCAGAAAUAAAAAAACAUGAUUGAUGUGUAA